Aspergillus puulaauensis is the source of this 1449-nucleotide messenger RNA. RefSeq lists its product as uncharacterized. The transcript is spliced from 7 exons. Gene Ontology annotation, biological process: transmembrane transport. NCBI's taxonomy places the organism in Eukaryota, Fungi, Ascomycota, Eurotiomycetes, Eurotiales, Aspergillaceae. Gene Ontology annotation, cellular component: membrane. Bases 1 to 1449 code for a protein of 482 amino acids. The record is from RefSeq and is a predicted model, not a curated record. Gene Ontology annotation, molecular function: transmembrane transporter activity.
AUGGCUGUCCAGAUUAAAGCGUCCGACCGGGAGCAAGUUGAGGAUAAUGAGAAGGGCGCACUGUCUUCACAAGUGUCCAACCAUUCUUUACAGUACGAUGAUGCAGUUGUGAAGCGAAUCAAGCGCAAGAUCGACGUGAGGCUAUGCGUGGUCGUCGCCAUCAUGUACACCGUCUGCCAGAUUGAUCGGGUUAACCUGCCAAAUGCCGUCGUCGCAGGAAUGGGAAAGGAAAUCGAUCUCACUGGGACAAACUACUCCACAAUCGUCGCCCUGUUCUUCGUCACGUACACCAUCUUCCAGCCUGUAAUGACGGUAAUCGCACGCAAGAUCGGACCGCGGAUAUUCAUGGGUUUCAUAACCGUUGCCUGGGGCCUGGUGAUGGUUGGCAUGGGUCUCGUCCACGACUGGCGCGAAAUGACCGGCCUGCGCAUCGUCCUUGGUGUGUUCGAGGCUGGUCUUUUCCCUUCUGCCGUCUUUUUGAUUAGCAGUUGGUAUAUUCGCCGGGAAACGGGCAAGCGGAUUGGGCUGUUCUAUCUGCUCGGUAGUGCGCUUUCUUCGUUUGGGGGGAUUCUUGCGUACGGGUUGCAACAAAUGGACGGUAUCCAAGGCCACGCUGGCUGGAGGUGGAUCUUUAUUAUCGAGGGAGUUCUCACCGUUGCUAUAGGUCUGCUAGGGGUCAUCCUGAUCGUCGACUUCCCUGAAGAUGCGCGUCGCACGCGCUGGUUUUUGACAGACGCCGAGAUCGAUAUCAUGAUUGAUCGAGUCGACAAGGACCGUGGAGAUGCCCAUGUUACCCCAUUUGUCCUGAAGGAGUACUUGAAGUAUGCCCUUGAGUGGCAGGGGUGGUUACUUGCUGUGAACUUUUUGAUGAGCGCUAUUGUGAUCUACGCGGUCUCAUAUUUCUUGCCGAUUGUCCUCAGGCAAGGACUCGGCUUUGACGUCGCAAAGGCGCAGACUCUCACAGCUCCAUGCUUCCUCUUCGGAUCUGCCCUCGGUAUAACUGAGAGCUGGCUGUCAGACAAGUACAACACGCGCGGCAUAGUCGUCGUUAUUAACGCCGUCUUGCAAAUCGUCGGCGUCGCGCUGCUGGGCUACGCAAAGGGUAAUGGGGUACGAUACUUUGGCGCCUUUAUCCUCACGGGCAGCUGUAAUGCGAACGUCUCUGCCUCGUUGACUUACCCGUCGAAUAAUAUCACGGGCCAGUGGCGCAGGGCGUUUGGAUCGGCGCUUAUAGUUGGCGCUGGUGGCGUGGGGGGUAUUAUUGGGGGGUUGGUUUUCCGGGAGCAGGAUGCGCCAGAGUAUAGACCUGGCCUGUGGACGUGCUUCAUUGCGGCUGCGGUUACGAUUGUGUCGGUGGGGAUCACGACGUGUACGAUGGCCAGGGCGAAUAGAAAGCAGAAGGAUGGGCUGGUUAUUUUUGAUACGCCUGGUUUCCGGUUUACUUUGUGA